Molecule: messenger RNA, 2486 nt
Organism: Lingula anatina
Lineage: Eukaryota; Metazoa; Brachiopoda; Lingulata; Lingulida; Lingulidae
Product: anoctamin-10
Biological process (GO): chloride transmembrane transport
Cellular component (GO): plasma membrane
Molecular function (GO): chloride channel activity
Source: RefSeq, a predicted model, not a curated record
UUUUAAUUCCAAAAAUAUAUCAAAGAUAAAAAUGCUUUUAAACUCUGGUUGCAUGUUGGGACAGAAUUGCUUAUAUAUGUUGUUUAACAAUUUGCUGCGGUAUUUACCAAAAUGGCAGCGCCCUGCUGUCAACGCUAGGCCACUGACGCUAGGCAGUGUAAAGUCGUAAGACGGUAUCAAUAUCAGGGUGGGGUAUCAGAAAUCGUUGUUGACGUGUAUGGCAUGUAGAAAAAGGUUAACGAGUAGGUGUUGAUGCAGUUAGUCAACUAUACUGAGGAACUGAAACCUGAAUGAAAUACUCCAAGCUUCCGUAGCCCAGGCAGCAAGAAUCAACUUCAACCAUGAAUUCUCACCAUGGUGGCCGCGAGUCCAGCCCCCCAGUGGAACCUUUUCACACCCUCUGCGUACUGGAGUUUGUCACUGAUGCUCCUCAAGCAGCCAUAGAGUGGAUGAUCGCCAAGAUCCACGCACAACGGACAGCAGGGGGCGCUGAACUGCAGGCAUAUUCUGUAGUAAACAGACACAACCAGGAGGUGAUCCUCCAUAUUGGGGCCGGCACGGACCGUCUGCUGGAGGCGGCAGAGUUGAUGCAGAUCAAGAAGGAGGACAGUGCAGGGGUGCUGAGGGAGAUUACCAUUGCUGAGAUUAGUCAGUUUAAGAAGUCAGGGGAUCUGGCAAAUUUUCUGACUUUGGCUGAAAAGCAGCAGAUCAUCCUCCAUGAACUGGAGAAGAUCCGUGCCUCAGAUUCAGACAAACAUGUCCCAGGGUAUUUGAAGAAAAAGUUGUACCCAGGACAGUCUAUAGUAAGAAAACUACUGAAUGAUGCUGUAAUACAUAAACUAUAUCCCCUCCAUGACAGAGAUGUCCUGAAGAGGCUUGGAGAAGAGUGGUAUAAUAAGGUCAGCAAGCCUCAGCCCAUAGAUGACAUUCGUACCUACUUUGGAGAAACCAUUGCAAUGUACUUUGGUUUCCUUGGCUUUUACACUAUGGCUCUUAUCCCACCGGCCAUUUUGGGUCUCAUGUAUUACUUUGUUGCCUGGCAGGACAUAAAUCGGCUGGCACUUUUUGCAGUGUUUAAUGUAGUCUGGGCUACCAUAUUCUUACAAGUUUGGAAGAGGAAGGCCUCAGAAUUCGCCUUCAAAUGGGGAACUCUGGACAGAGUCCACUUUGAGGACUGCAGGGCAGCGUACUUUGGUAAAAUGGGCAUAAAUAAGGUGACGGGCCGCCCCGAGCCUGUCUACCCAAAGUGGAAGCGUGUUUUAAGGUUCUAUUGCAUCACCAUACCAAUCAUCCUUUCUUGUCUGCUGUUUGCGGUUGGGGUCAUGCUGGUGUAUUUCUGGUUUCAAAUAGAGGCCGAGGUGUACCAUGCCGAGUGGCAGACAUUAUGGACAAAGGCGCUGGUUCUGGUGCCGAGUCUCCUGUACAGUGUGGCCAUUGUUGUGAUGAACAGCAUCUACAGAAAGAUAGCAAAGGCGCUGAAUGAUUUUGAAAAUCACAGACUCCAGUCUGCUUAUGAUAACCACCUGAUUAUCAAGCUAGUUUUGUUUGAUUUUGUCAACUGUUUUGUGGUGUUGUUUUACAUAGCUUUCUAUAUGCAAGAUAUUCCUAGACUCAGGAGUUCCUUGGCACUUCUGUUGAUCAUACAGCAAGUAAUAGGACAAAUUCAGGAAUCCCUCCUUCCAUAUUUGAUGUUCAGGUACAAGUCCAAUAAAAUGGACAAAGCUGAGGAGAGAAGAGAGAGCCUCGUAGAUAAAGAUGCCAAAGUCGACAGUGAUGAAAGCAGUCAUGUGACUGAUAUCAUCAGCAAGGAGGUCAGAAAGCAGGCCGAGGUGGAGGGCGAGAUGGAAACCUACGAAGGCACCAUGGAUGACUACCUGGAGAUGUUUAUUCAGUUUGGCUACGUGGUGCUGUUCUCUUCCGCCUAUCCUCUUGCAGCAGUCUGGGCCUUCAUCAACAAUGUCACCGAGAUAAGAACAGACUCGUUCAAACUCUGCAAAGUGUUUCAGCGUCCUUUCUCUCAACCCACCGCCAGUAUUGGUGCAUGGCAGAUUGCCUUCCAACUGAUGGGGAUAAUAGCUGUGAUGACCAACUGUGCCCUAGUGGCCCUGUCCCUGCAUAACCAAGGUCUGCUGCCAAAGUGGGACACUGCUGACUUGGUGUUAUUGUUUGUAGGAGGCGAGCACUUAGUGUUGGCCCUGACACAAGUAUUAGGCGCCAUGGUCCCAGAUCUGCCAAGGACUGUCAGGACAGAGAUGGCCCGGAUCGAGUUCCAGGCUAGACAGGCAUGGAGGAAUGAGAGGAGCCAAGCUGCCAGAACCCACCGAGUGAAGUUAAGGCGAGCAGUUUCUUUAUUAAAUGCAACGCCAAUUUCAAUGCCACCCCUUGCAGACAGUAAAGUAGAUGGCACUACUAUGCAACACAGGACCACCAAUGUUUGAAGAAGAAAACAAAUUUUUUUUUGGUUUUAUUUGAUGUUCUUAUUUAUU